Parathielavia appendiculata is the source of this 1065-nucleotide messenger RNA. RefSeq lists its product as uncharacterized. The record is from RefSeq and is a predicted model, not a curated record. The annotation marks the transcript as partial. Lineage: Eukaryota; Fungi; Ascomycota; Sordariomycetes; Sordariales; Chaetomiaceae. The transcript has 2 exons.
AGUCUCCAACUGCGCUGCCAAUCCGGGCAGGGCGAGCAGCUGCACUCCUUCGUCGACGCCAUGGCAAGGACCAUCCGCGAGCAUUCCACAAGCUACCGCAAGCGGUAUCCCGAGCGGUACGAGCCGGCGCGGUCCGACGAGAUUAUCCUCGAUGAUGCCACCGUCCGCAAGAUCACUCCGAUGGUCUCCCGCUGGUGCUCCAGCAUGUCGUUUUGGGAAAAGGGAGCAACACCCAUACCAGUAAAUAUUCCUCCCGGUGGCGUCUGCCCGCACAACGCACAUGGAAGUUUGGGACUCUGCCAAUGCCCCAUCCCGCAUGAAGAGCGAAAGGGGCAUGCCUUUUAUCGGCAAAAGGAAUACAACAGUUGCUUCGAUUUCGAAGAUCAUAAUGGAAGGUCCUUUUACAACCUCGAACUCGUUAAGACGUUGCUUCUUUAUGGCGAGAUGGGCAUUAUCCUGCGCGUGUGUGCGUCUCCCGAGGUGGACCUGCGGACAUGGCAGACCAACGGCAACUGUCAAUGCUUGGGAGACGACGCUGGCUGGGAUCUGAUCUACAAGACGGCAUUGUUGCCGUACAUGGCCUUCAAUCUCAUCCACUUUUUCCCCGAGACAUGGGAUCUGAAGUCAGGCAGGACCGACGAGAACGACUACCGCCAGAUGAGCGGCUAUCUUUAUAUGCUCAAGAAGUUCAACGAAGCCAAGAAAACGACUUCGGAACUCGCAGCAUAUCCACAUUGGCAGUUUUUCGGCAUCAACCAGAGGGAAGAUGGUUAUGUCAUCAAGCCUGAUGUCCAGCCCCAAAACCAAAAGGACCGCGGUGUGUAUCCCUCCGGAACGGGGCAAAUUCUGCGCGACAGAGGCGUGCCGGCGGAGCUGGUCGCGGAAAUCAUGGAAACGGCCGAGUUUGGGCCGACAACAGCACGACUUGAGGUACAGCACCACCCCUUCCAUCGGUUCAACGAGGAGGAGCUGGCAAAGUAUGUCGAGUACUGCUGGCAACUGCUCGUCCGAUGCGAUAUGAUGGCGACGGCUCUGGGUCUGGAUAUGAACUGGAAUGAGAUGAUA